This is a messenger RNA of Pistacia vera, 1067 nucleotides long. Its product is annotated as multiple organellar RNA editing factor 2, chloroplastic-like. Lineage: Eukaryota; Viridiplantae; Streptophyta; Magnoliopsida; Sapindales; Anacardiaceae. The transcript has 4 exons. The record is from RefSeq and is a predicted model, not a curated record. Gene Ontology annotation, biological process: cytidine to uridine editing; mitochondrial mRNA modification. Gene Ontology annotation, cellular component: mitochondrion. The coding region runs from base 74 to 799 and encodes 241 amino acids.
UACCUUACGAAAACCCUCAUCUUCAUUCUUCUCUCCAAAACCCUCGUUUCAAUCUCACUCUGUGCAACAAACAAUGGCUCAAACCCUAACACGCGCUAUCACCGCCCUCUCCACGCGCCACUCCAAAGUCACUUUCUUACUUUCCAAGCGCCUCCACUCCACUGUUACCAUCACCGCUCCUCCGCCCCUUCCUUCUCUCCUCUUCAGCCGUCGCUCUCUCGCUCCUCUCGCCCACGCUGUCCAAAGAAUCUCACCCUCCACAUGCUUCUCCCAAAUACGAUGCCGUGUCAACCGCUCCGGAAGCUCCGCCUACUCGCCUCUCAACUCCGGUUCCAACUUUAGCGACCGGCCUCCCACUGAAAUGGCGCCGCUGUUUCCGGGCUGUGACUACGAGCACUGGCUGAUUGUGAUGGACAAGCCCGGUGGUGAAGGCGCAACUAAACAGCAGAUGGUUGAUUGUUACAUUCAAACCCUAGCUAAAGUUCUUGGAAGUGAAGAGGAAGCAAAGAAGAAGAUCUACAAUGUUUCAUGCGAAAGAUAUUUUGGAUUUGGCUGUGAGAUUGAUGAGGAGACCUCAAAUAAGCUUGAAGGCUUGCCUGGUGUCCUGUUUGUGCUUCCGGACUCUUACGUUGAUCCUGAAAACAAAGAUUAUGGCGCUGAGUUGUUUGUGAAUGGAGAGAUAGUUCAAAGAUCACCUGACAGACAGAGGAGGGUGGAACCACAGCCCCAGAGAGCACAGGACAGACCAAGAUACAAUGACAGAACCCGAUAUGUGCGUCGCAGAGAAAACAUGCGUUGAAACACAAAAUAGGGAAGCUGGCUGUAUAGAGUAAUCUUGGAGUUGGAGGCAACAAGGGAGUGGGAGCUUUUCUAUUGGGUUUAUGGUUGAGAGAAGACUUAAUCCUUUCCAGGAGUUGAACUUUAAAUAUGGAUUAAUUAUUUAAUGUUUGUGGUUUGAACACUAUCGGAUGCUAUCUUGCUGAACUCUUCUGAGGUUAUUGUUAAACAUGUCAUUUGGGAUGCCUGAAUGGGUAUUUUGAUAAAUGAUCAACUACUAUUUGCUAGUU